Molecule: messenger RNA, 3214 nt
Organism: Scomber japonicus (chub mackerel)
Lineage: Eukaryota; Metazoa; Chordata; Actinopteri; Scombriformes; Scombridae
Gene: antxr1b
Product: ANTXR cell adhesion molecule 1b
Exons: 18
Coding region: 376-2235 (619 amino acids)
Cellular component (GO): membrane
Molecular function (GO): signaling receptor activity
Source: RefSeq, a predicted model, not a curated record
AGCAAACCUGCAAGAGAAGUGAAAUAAAAAAGUACGUAAGAACAAAUGUCUGUGGAACAUUGUCUGGUUAUUCAGACAAACAGAUGGUAGAAACACACUAAAUCACACACUAACACAUGUGUUUUGUUAAGUUGUGUCAACUCAUGGAACAGUGUGCCAAAAUGAUUGAGUGUGGCGAGAGAGAGAGGGAGCCGAAGACUCAGUCCCACCAACUUCACUCCUCCUCUGCCAGCACACAUCUGCUGCUGAAGAGAUGGGACGCUGAUCCAGAGACAAGCACUUCAUGCCUUGGAGAUCGGUCUUCACAGCAUGGCUCACUGCAUCACAGGGCUGUGAGUGGAAAGCUGGAAGAAGACCCCCAACUGAGGAGUAUUUAUGAUUACCUUCUCUUCGGCUGAGCUGAUGCUUUCUCUUAAAUUUGGAGUGAUGUCCCAGUGCUGGUGCAGGCGGGUCCUGCUUGGUGUGGAAGUGGGCAUGCUGGUGGCGGUCCUGGUGGCCGGCUGUGCAGGACAGACCCAUGGCAGGAGAGAGGCUGGGUCAUCCUGCUACGGAGGAUUUGACCUCUACUUUGUUUUGGACAAAUCUGGAAGUGUCCAACAUUACUGGAAUGAGAUAUAUUACUUUGUUGAUCACCUGGCUCACAAGUUUAUCAGUCCUCAGCUGCGGAUGUCUUUUAUUGUAUUUUCAACAGAAGGGAGGACUCUCAUGGCAUUGACAGAAGACAGAGAGCAGAUUCGGGCCGGACUGGAGGAGCUACGCAUGGUGCAGCCAGGAGGAGACACCUAUAUGCACAGAGGUUUUCAAAGAGCCAGCGAGCAAAUCUACUAUGGGACUGGAGAUGGCUACCGGACAGCCAGUGUCAUCAUUGCUCUGACGGAUGGUGAACUGAGAGAAAAUCAGUUUGACCUGGCACAAAGAGAGGCCAGCAGAGCGCGCCAGUUGGGUGCCACUGUUUACUGUGUGGGAGUAAAAGAUUUCAAUGAAACUCAGCUUUCAACAAUAGCUGACAGCAAGGACCAUGUCUUCCCCGUGAAUGAUGGAUUUCAAGCGCUACAAGGAGUGAUUGAUUCGAUCCUGAAGAGGUCAUGCAUUGAAAUUCUGGCUGUGGAGCCCUCUAGCAUCUGUGAGGGAGAAUCCUUCCAGGUGGUUGUCAGAGGAAAUGGUUUCCUUCACUCUCGCGAUGUACAGAAAGUGCUUUGCAGCUUCCGCAUCAAUGACACAGUUACUUUGAUGAAAAGACCUUUGGUGGUGAGAGAUACCUACCUUUUGUGCCCAGCCCCUGUUUUGGAAAAAGAAGGAACGGCUGCCACUCUCCACGUCAGCAUGAAUAAUGGCCUGAGUUUCAUAUCGAGCUCCGUCACAAUUACUGCUGUCUCUUGUUCUGAUGGGACCUUUGUGGCCAUAGCUCUGCUCAUCCUGCUGCUCCUGCUCACCAUCGCUCUGCUGUGGUGGUUUUGGCCUCUCUGCUGCACCGUGGUCAUUCAUGAGCCACCUCCUCCAGUAAUAGAUGAUAUCUCUGAUGAUGAGGACGGUUAUCCUAAGAAGAGGUGGCCCACAGUGGAUGCCUCAUACUACGGAGGCCGAGGAGUUGGAGGCAUCAAGAGAAUGGAGGUCCGUUGGGGCGAUAAAGGCUCUACUGAAGAAGGAGCAAAAUUGGAAAAAGCUAAAAACGCCAGAGUCGUGAUGCCUGCAGAGGAGUUUGAUAUGCCUCCAUUACGUCCAUACUACAAUAUGCACAAAUCCAACCGCCCUCAAAAGUGGUACUCUCCCAUCAAGGGCAAACUGGAUGCUCUGUGUGUAUUCUUAAGAAAAGGCUACGACAGAGUGUCCGUGAUGCGACCUCAUCCUGGAGACAAGGGCAAGUGCAUAAACUUCACCCGCAGCUCAUCCUACCCCGCUCCUCGCUAUCCCAUCUACAACCAUCCGUCCACGCCUGUCUACACUUUGCCCCACAGCUACCACCGUCGUCCAUCAGAGGACAGCCACCUCUUUAACCUGCCCCCCUCUCCAACUUCAACUCUCCCCCCUCUGCCGACCACUCCUCCCCCAUCCACCAGCACUCUUCCCAUGUACACCCCACCUCCAAACAGAGCCCUGCCACCGACCAACAUGGACGCUGUCUCUGCACCUCCUUCUCCGACUGGCUCUCUACCGCCUCCGCCUCAGGGUCCACCUCCCUCUAGAGCGCCUCCUCCGUCACGCCCUCCUCCGCGCCCCAGUCAUGAAAACCUCUAAUGAUGAUAGGGAUUGAGGAGUAGGAUCCAAACUCAGGAUUGAACCCUGAAAAGACUCUUUCACUGAGCCUCUGUUUAAUUACAGAGUAAGUGAUUAAGUGACUGUAUAAAGUUCUCUCUUCAGGUUGCAGCCGGUGAUUCAACACCUGAACAGUGAAAAACUUCCAGCAAUUAAGUCUGUUUCCCUUAAUAAGUGGCUAGCGCAUGACGUGCCAUGAACUCUGACUUUUUCUUUAAGUCUAGAAGGUGAAUAUUUAGUGUAGCAAGCACAGCUUUGGCUAUUAAAUGCUAUGGGAACAAACCAAUUUAUUCACAAAAAUAAUAAUCAUUUUAAGAGUUUAAUCAGCAGGAAAUCCAAUGGCUCAGCAACUGCGUCAUGUGUUUUAUACAUGCAAGUUUAUUUGUCAAAUGUUGUCUCAGAAAAUGUAUAUUUUGUGAGUGAAUAUUCAUUAAAUCCCAAAUAUAUAUAUGUAUAUACAGUAUAUGUGUGCGUAUAUCCAUCAUAUUGCAUUAGAUGUCUGAUUUUCAUAAACAAUGACGGUUUUGGUGUUGGGAAUUUUUAAAGUUAAUAAGAAGGGGGAUUGAGAUUCACGCAUUAAUUCUGACGUAUUGAUCAACAUGGAAAUAAAAGUUAGGAAACAGAAAAGCACAACUUUAAUCUGUAAAACAGUCAACAAGACACUCUUAAAACGCAUAAGUUACAUCUUUGGCAGUGAGUGAUGCUGACUGUCAGAAACAGUUUGAGGUUUAUAGGACUGAUAAACAUGAUUUCUGGAAAAUCCUUAUUGAGCAGCCAGAAUGUCAGAUUUGUUAAAGUGCUGUGAUCAAAUUUCUUCAUAUAAUUAAAUAGUAUUUCUCUUUUUUUUUUUUAUCCCUCUGUGUCAGAGGCUUUAGCGGAGCUAUGAUGGAUGUACUGAAUGUGGCACACACUCAUGUGUGUCCAGAUUGAUGUAUUAUAGCGAUGACAAUUUAAGACUUUA